AUGAAUGUUCAACUGCAAGCGGCUAAUGAGAAAAGAGAAGAUGCUGAAAGAAAGGUUACACGAUUGGAAGGUCGCUUUAAUGAAGAAAAAGAUACAAGACGCAAGAUUGGCGAUGAGCUGGAAACAGCAAACGAAAAAAUAGAAGAAUAUGAGAAAAAGAUUCAAAAAUUGAAGAAACGUAUAGAACAAGGAAACAACAAACGAGAUUUACUUGAAGACGAAAUAGCAAGGGAAAAUGACAAAAGAAGAGAAGCUGAAAGAACGAUUCAAAUGCUGCGUAAGGAACUAGAGAAAGAAAAAAAAAGAAGUAGGAUUUUUAACGAGCCGGAGCACAAAUAUCAGGAAGAAGAAAAGUUUGACGCAGCGAAUUUCGAAUCAGCAAAGAAGCGACGUUCCGCACAGGUAAAAUUCACAACAACACCAAAAAAAGAUCAAGGAUUGAACAAGGAAUUUUCAGAGAAGCCUCCGUUUGACAAAAAGUUUCCAUCCAAAGAAGCAGCCUAUCAGGAUUUUACAGGUCUGCGUGCGACAAGCGACAAGCAAAAGAUAGCAGGAAGGACUGAUUAUCCAACUAUAGGAAGGAAUUUUUAA
Molecule: messenger RNA, 591 nt
Organism: Enterobius vermicularis (human pinworm)
Lineage: Eukaryota; Metazoa; Nematoda; Chromadorea; Rhabditida; Oxyuridae
Source: the annotation of a GenBank genome assembly